Messenger RNA from Lactuca sativa (garden lettuce), 1350 nucleotides. RefSeq names its product suppressor. NCBI's taxonomy places the organism in Eukaryota, Viridiplantae, Streptophyta, Magnoliopsida, Asterales, Asteraceae. The record is from RefSeq and is a predicted model, not a curated record. Gene Ontology annotation, biological process: auxin-activated signaling pathway.
AAAUUCUAUAAAAAGAAACCUUUACUCACACUUAUCUACUACUAUACCACCACUAUCCUAAAUCAUUCCAUUGCACCACCCUUUUCAUCACUCCUCUUAAAGUUGAUAUAAGCUACCUUGUAUUCAAUAUAUUAAGAGUUAGUAAUACAAUUUGGAUUUGUGGGUAGCUUUUAGUCUUUUAGAUCUUAUUUGUGUAUACUAUCUCAAGAAAAGUUUGUUAUUUUACAUCAAACAAUGUCCAUCAAAAUUCCACCUACAUCUCAACCCAAGGAACCGUUCCGUCACAAGAACAGUUCAGGAGAGCUCGAUGUGUUUGAGGCGGCUCGUUAUUUUUCAGGUGCCAUUGAAAACAUUAAUGGCACCUGUAAAAAUGUCAUUGGCGAAGCUAGGGUUAUCGGAAACAAUACACAAAAGUUUUGCAUAAGGCCUAUGGGAAGAAUGAGUCUUGACAUGCCAAAAAAUGUAGAGAAUUCCAUUCCUUUGCAAGCCAUGUUGAUGGAUAAUUCCAUGAUGGUCAACAAUGAGAAGAAGUCCAAGCAUCCAAGCUCACCUGGAGGGAAAUUGGCCCAUUUCUUGAAUUCUCUCUUUAACCAAACGUCUUCAAAGAAGUCAAAGUCUAAGUCAAAUACAAAGUCAACCAAGGAUGAAGAUGAGAGUCCUGGUGGUUGGAGAAGGAAGAGAAGGAGUAGCAUUAGUCAUUUCACGAGUGGAAACAGUAAUUCUAGCAUCAUCACCACCACUACCAUCACGAGUGAUUCAAAAUCUUUGCUUUCAACCUCAAGAAGUUCAGGCUUUAGAACACCACCUCCUUAUCAUAUGGUACACACACCCACAAAAACCACCAGAAGCUAUUCAGAUCUCAAGCACCCUCCAAGUCAAAUUACGAAAAUGCCCAUCCAUGCCACCCUCAACAAGAUCGAAAAUUUCAGCAUUAAGAGUGAUCUUUCUGAAAAAAAGAUGAGUUUUGGAACCAGGUUUGUGGAAAACGUAAAGACUUUUGAGGAAAAACAAGAAGAACAUAAUGCUCAUAAGUAUGUUUCAAGAGAGGAUAUCAAAGAAUUCAAGAGGUUUAGUGAUGAAGACGGAGGAGAUAGUGAUUCAAGCUCUGAUCUUUUUGAGUUAACAAAUUGUGAUUUGGGUUAUUAUCCAAGUGGUUUACCUGUCUAUGAAUCCACCCGUAUCGAUACCAUAAAGAGAGGAGUACCAAUCUCGAGCUAAGUGUGUGAUAUCAGGUUCAAAUUCAGACUUAUGUUUCCCAACAAAGCCUUAGUUAUAUAUUCGUAUCAUAUAUGUAUUUACGUGUAGAGUUUUUUAUUGUCCAUAUUUAAUGAUUCAAUUACUAUUGUUCUA